CAGACAGUAUAUCUUAUCGAUAAGUCUGCGAUUCAUAAGUGGGCAAGUUAUAAAAACACGAAGUAACGAAGGAAAAAUCAAUAUCUUUAUAAAUUCACAUAGAUAUUUAUUUUCUGUUUGCUCUAUAACAAGAAUGCGUUAAAAAUCGAAUAAAAUAAUACACAACGAAAAGAGCGUGAGAGAAACCACAGACACUGUCUCUAUCACAACGAUUAUCGUAACAAUGUGACUGCGAGUCAUACGAAAUGACGAAAUUUCAUAUAUGUUCCGUGGAAAACAUAGAAACAUUAAAGUGUAAAGACACAAAUUAAAUACGGGGUAAUACAACUUAAUCAAGGUCUGCUCGAAGUGACUAACGUGUCGUAUACUGUGUUGAAUUAAGAACUAUAUAUAAAAGCAACUGUCAUGACAACGACCAGUAACAACACGAGCAUAUCCUCGGCAACGCCAUUGAUGGUCAAAACAACAGUCACAACUUUGCAUACGAAUAGAAAAACUGAAUCGGCAAUGACCAUAGCUGCCUCUAAAACGAAACGCUCUGGGUAUAUAUCUCCGAGUACAUCCGUCAUAUGCGAAGAAGUUUUCGACGAUGCCUGUUUACCAUCAUCAGACGAGAUCUACGAUUAUGCCACGCUGAUAGGGAUCGAUCCUCUUAAGGAGCACCAUUUGCUUUAUCUCGCUAAGGAAGGUUUGAUGGCCGCACUGCCUUCGGAGUGGAAAAUCUGCUACUCCGAGGAGAAAAACGGUCAUUACUAUUAUAAUACGUUCACCAAGCAGUCGCAGUGGGAUCAUCCCUUAGAUGCUGUGUAUCGUGAAUUAGUAGAGAAGACACGUCAUAACAUAGGGGCGAUAAUUCCUGAAGGAGCCAUGGUUAUUAUUGAUAGCUCAGAUGAUAUAUCCCAGUUGGAUUCUGGUAUACGCAGUAUGCAUUGUACCGAUGAAUUCUACGAAAUCAACUCACCUUUCAACAGCGUUAAAACGCAGGCGUCAAUGAUUAAUUCUGUUUCUACUCACACGACCAGUUUUGCAGGUGCAAGUGUAUUUAGUGGCGGUGUUAAUCGAUUUUUAGAGUCUCGCACUAGGAAUUUCGGUCAAAUUUUCAAUUGUGUUAAAAAUGCUCAACUUGAAAACGGCAACACAAAUUCUCCAAUUAGUAUGAACACACAUUUAUCCGCAUCUAAACUAUCUCACAGGAUGCUGGCACUAAGCCGGGAAAACGAGGAGACAAGGGAAAACUCAGAUUCUAUAGUGGAGCAGCGAGAUGGAAUGUUUCUGCUCUCAAGUGCAAGCGGUUCCAGGAGGUUUCUCAAGCUUCGUCAAAACUUGGAACAAGUAAAAAUAGGUGGAAGUACUCCACUACUUUGUGUAAAGGGUAUUCUCCGUGAAUCAAGUGUGUUCGAUAUAAACCGUUGCAUGGACCGUGACGAUCCAACGACAGAAUUUGAUGAUAAAAAAAGCGUGCGCUUUAAUUUAGAGGAGAUGCACCGCAUGCGAGACUCACCCGAGGAUGAAUUCUCGCCAAAGUUAUGCCAGACUAGCGAGUUGUCCAUCAACCUGGACGACGAGGAAGUAGAGGCGGGGAUGGACUACGAUUUUAAUGAAGAUCGAGCUAAUAACAUGUUUAAAGGUGAAAAUAUUUAUAAUGAUGAAUUGCUCCAUGGUAAUCUCAAAGAGGGAAAGUGUAGCUUAAGCCGUUGCACAAGCGGCUUAUCAAAAUCCGUACCCAAAACUCAAACCAUUGAGAAGAUGAUGGCUUGUAGUAACAAUCCACCCAUGGAGCAUAAUUUGGUAGACUCAACAUCUGUUACGUGUAGGUCGAUAUGUGAAUUAAAAGAAGGUGCUACAACGAGGCAACACAAAGAUAACAAUGACCCAGAACCUGAGCCUAGUUUUGUUCGCAGCUUUAUUAUAAAAAAAAAUUCAGAGCAAGAUGCCCUAAAUCCAGUAAGCAACAGACCGUUUGAUUUGGAUGAGUUGGGUCGCAAGCAUAGCCAUGAGCUAGAGCUGUUGCAGCGUAAAUCCGCAGAGGUAUCAACAAAAAACGUGCAGGGCCUUAAAAUGGCCAGCAAGUUAGGUACUCUAUAUAAACAGACAGAUAGUUUUUUAAGUAACGAUGAGGCAAUCAAACGCGAGCAUGAGGUAAGGCUAAAGAACCUAAGACAUGAAUACGAUUUGCGCUUUACAUCGCACCAGCACCAACUCGAAGAAGCGUUCGAGAGUCAAAUUGAAAAAUAUCGGGGCAAGCUGGAGCUUCAGCUGCAAAGCAAGCGUUCUCUAAUAGUAAGCGAACAUAAGGCUCGAAUGGCCAUACUGCAGAGUAACCAUUCUGAGAUUCUCAAUGAGUUAGAGCGUGACCUCCAUAGUGAGGAAGAGAUUCUUCGCCGCGAGCAAGCAGUCAGGCUAUCACAAAUGCGGGACAAUCUUGCCCAUGAGCUAGAAUUGGAAAAUAAACGAUUUCGCGAGAAGGGUGAGGAGAGACUCUACGAGAAAGUUCGCUGUGAAAAACGUUUACUUGAGGACAAAUAUCGUUGUCUCAAAGAAAAAUACUUUAGACUUAAAACGGACGUUAGACUGUCCUUAGAACGACGCAAUCGACGACGCGAGGUACUCGCUUUUCAGAAAAAUUGCCAAAAUAAUAAGACCAACGCUAUCAUUGGCUCUGAAAUGGAGCGCUCUUUAUCCAAAAAUCCCAUUGAAAAUAGGGAAGAUCACUCAGUGAGCUACUCAGAUAAGGCAGUCAAAGGCAGCUUAAAAGAAAAACCACUGGGGCUUCCGAAGACACAGCUUAAUAAGCAGAAUAUUAGCAGCAAAUGCAUCGGGCAGCGGCAGCUCAAGAAUGAGACGAACACCUCAAUCAGUCAGUCGGACACAACAGUAUCAAAUAACUACUCCAAUGGUCAUUAUUUACCUGUUUCACAACCCACAAGCUGCAAAGGUUGUGGUACAGUCAAGCCAAGCGGAAACAGAAAUUCAGACGCGGAAAUUCAAGAGAAAAACAACAACAGCAAUCAGCUGGGAGGGUCACGGAAGAGGGUCUUUUCACGCGCUAAAUCAGCAUCAACCUCUAGACUUAACUCCGAUUAUAAAUAUCAACUGGAACGUGCGUUUACUCCUGUUGAAAAUUUACGGUACCAACUGCGAAAGCUAGAGGAUUUAGAGGAUCAGUUUCCAGAUCAUGCGGUUGACGCCACUUUUCAUCUUCGAUACCCGUUUACUGAUAUUUCCAACGAUCAUGCUAUUGAGGGUAUGGGCUCGGAACUGGAAUUUUUUAAACAUCGCAUACAUAUGGAACGGGAUUCAGUACGUCGAGCCAAAGAAUCUUUGAAAAAAGACCGUAGUGACUUUAGGUUACGGCAACGCGAUAUAAAACAACGGAUCAAAACUCCCCCUUUAGUACCUAAGCAGUGGCUGGACCAGCAUAUCCAAGAGGAAAAAGAAUUAACCGAGAUGGAAGUAAACCUACAUCGCACACGUGCUUUGUUAGGUGAGAAGGUUAUAAGGCUAAAGCAUCUAGAACGGAGCCUGCUCUGCAUGUACGAGCAAGACAAGUGCGGUACCAAUCUGGAUCACAAGGAUGAUGCUGCAACGCUCAGCGAUCUUUCGUCGCAAUCCAGUUCUGGCUUUAGCAGCACUGAUUUCGCCAGUGGCGCAGAUCUUCAGAAGCGCAGAGAAUACUUUCAACAGGAAUCCAUCGAAUGGAUUCAGAAUCUUGAAAUUCUUAACGAAGAGAUUUGUGAAAUUCUUGACAUACUAAGUCAAAAUCAACAAAAACAGCAUCAUCAGGAAUCAUUAUCGACCAUGGCCAUACAAUUUUCUAACGACCUUAAGUGGACACACAUGCUUAGCCAGCAGGAUACCGUAACGGCUAUAGUUUCUCCGUUUCAAGCAAGCAACUCAACAUCUAGCCAUGGUAUCAGCGAUAGCAGUGGUAUCGAGGCGGUACCUGCAUCUCAACCAAAACCAACAAUUGCGGAUCGUCUUGAGACCUAUCGCCAGUUAGCUGCUGGACAUAUGCAAGGCUCGAUGGGUGGUGCGAUUCUGGCGGCCAAUAGUAUCGUCUCCCAAAAUCGACGGCCUGUAAACUAUUCGACCAGUUUGGUGAAACGCUCUCGCGACCUUCGCGAUUGGCUGCGUCGGACCAAAACGGAGCAUGAGCUGCUAAUCGGCACUGGAAUUCAACACGGAAUCACAGAGAAAUCCAAAAUUGCUGGUAUCAGCGAAGUUAAUGGUGAAAGUGAUUAUAAUUCAAUCAGCGCAUCUGUAAUUAAUGCAGCCGCAAAAGGGUGAAGCUCUGCAAGUGGGCACACCAUUUUACAAAAAAAAAACCAGUAGUGGAGUGUUUUGACCAUAAUAUGCAAUGCGAUCUAGAAUGUUUGUCUGUUAUGUGCUGUAUUACUUAUUAGCCGACCGUUAUGAAGUCAAAUGAUUAAAGAGAAUAUCCAUUUAAAAAUGAAAACGACUGACUUCCAUAAUUUUUUUCAUUUGAUCUUUUUUACAUCUUAGCGUAGGACUUGGCAUUUCACUCAUGUGUUUAACACAGGCAAGGAAAUAAUUAAAUUAUGAAGUAGUUAAAUUAUUAACUGUUCAAUAAGCCCGUGUCUAUUUUAACCUCCCAUAUAACAAAUAUUAGGACAACACUCCUACUGUCAACAGCUCAUUUCUAUCAAAACUUAAGAAAUCUGCGUUAUUUAGCUUGUGUUUGACAGCCAUUGAUGGACGAUUUUAAUUCGAGUGAGUUCAUAAAGAAUUUUUUGCGGAAAAAAUUUCACUCAAUCAAGGCUAAGCUUGAUAAAUACUACGGUAAGUCUUCACAAUCAAUUCCAACGUCCUGGACGCCCAGAUUGUGGAAGCCAUAGGCUUAUCAAUGGGCUCAGUGGUUUCAAUUUUGAAUGAACACUUGAUCAUGAGAAACCGUUUCGCAAAAUAACUGCCGCGCUUGCUCAUAAUUGACCACAAACGCAUUCGAGUGAUAGCUUUGAUUUCCAUAAAUGAUGCUCCCUAAACCACCCUGAGCGAUUAUUUCUUGAACCUGAAGAAAUGGCUCGUCGGAAAGACACUUGAGUCUAACAGUGAAGUCAUCUCACAAAAAAGCCUACUUUGAAGCUCUCGAGAAGGGAUACAAAUAUUAGCGAAUCGUUGGACCAUGCUGAAAAACCAGUGUUUCAUUCAUAAAGUCACCGAAUUAUAUCCCUCGUAAACUUCGUGGAAAUGCCAACUGAGGCUAAAAAAUGAAAAGUCAAUAAAAACACAUUGAAACUGAGCCAACGGAAAUUGAACCAAUUGGCACAUAAUUUCGUUAGCUUCGAUGAAAACCUAUUCAAAUAAGAAAAGUUAGUUUUACGCGGGUUUUUGUUAUUUUUAUAGUCAUGAUCUCCUAUAAGAAAGAUGAUUCUUAAUAAAAAUGUUUCCUCAAAGUGUCUCUUAAAAAUCAA
Messenger RNA from Drosophila pseudoobscura, 5432 nucleotides. RefSeq names its product centrosomal protein 164 (gene Cep164). The record is from RefSeq and is a predicted model, not a curated record. The coding region runs from base 406 to 4287 and encodes 1293 amino acids. Lineage: Eukaryota; Metazoa; Arthropoda; Insecta; Diptera; Drosophilidae. The transcript is spliced from 4 exons. Gene Ontology annotation, molecular function: protein binding.